Molecule: messenger RNA, 5023 nt
Organism: Ciona intestinalis (vase tunicate)
Lineage: Eukaryota; Metazoa; Chordata; Ascidiacea; Phlebobranchia; Cionidae
Product: tyrosine-protein kinase receptor TYRO3
Biological process (GO): cell surface receptor protein tyrosine kinase signaling pathway; phagocytosis; cell migration
Cellular component (GO): plasma membrane; signaling receptor complex
Molecular function (GO): transmembrane receptor protein tyrosine kinase activity; protein binding; ATP binding
Source: RefSeq, a predicted model, not a curated record
GUAUGCAAAGUGUAAAACCUGUACAGUCGUUAUGCUUUAACUGUAAGCUUAGAUUCUUUUUAAAAAUUAUUGUAGGGUGGGGAGAGAUGGGACAUCACGUAAUAGUAGGCUGGGGUAAGAUGGGGCGCGUUUUUGUUCUAGUUUUGUAUCUUAUUUGGUCGUAAACAAAGAGUAUUUACGGAAUUGCAUAACCGUAUCUCAUGGUUCCAAAAGAACGUUGUUAAUUGUUCAAAACAUGAUCGGGAAAUAUGGGAUUUUAUGUUUAACACUAUCCCGUCUUACCCCACAGAACUAUACGACUUUUCAGGUGUGAAGAGUUAAAACUUACCAUAAUUUGCAAGUGUGUGAAUAUGGAUUGAAAUUGACCGGUACAUAAUUUGUUUGUUUAGCUAUGGGCUCUCUUAUGAAAAGUUGUAUAUUCUGCAUAGCUUUUGCUCUGCCAUUAUUUGUUGAGGGAAGAUUAAGAAUAUCAAGACAUCCAAGCAGUGUAUCAUGGGAUAUUAAUAGCACUGGUACCCAACUUAGAUGUGUAGCUGAAGGUGCACAGCCUAUAUCUAUAAGAUGGCAGAAGAAUGGACGUGGUUUAUCUUCAUUAAACCAUAUUACUCAGUGGAACACAGAAAAAAACAGCCAAACUUUAUUAAGUACUUUACAAUUUCAAAGCUUAACCAGACAUGACGCGGCAAGUUAUACUUGUGUGGCAACUGAUAGGUUAAGUAGAACUGUGGUAUCGCACGCUGCAAGCGUUACCAUACUAGGGCCCCCUGUUAUUAUUCAAGGGCCUACAGAUAUCCAUUCAACUUUGCAUAAUUCAUCCAUUAAUAUCCCAUGUGUUGCUGAAGGACCUCCAGAUAUUACAUCGGUUACUUGGGACUACACCAUGUUUGCGAAUGAUGGGACACCAGUACACAGUGGUGAGUUCGAAACAAACCAACAAUACCUACCAAAACUUCCUGCGGUAAAUAUUGCAAUAAACCAUAGUGUGACGCAAUAUGAUAUUUCAUGUACUGCCAAUAAUUCCCGCGGCUCAGUUACAUCAAGCGUGGCUACAGUGUAUGUUGUAAGGGUGCCAGCCACUCCACUUAUUAUGAGCGUAAUUUUAGGAAGUUCUACAGCAGAAAUCCAAUGGAUGGUCGAUUAUUCUGACGUACAAGUUUGCAUUGUUCGAGUUAUUGAAGACAGAAAUACUUUAUUUGCAUCAACUGAAGUACCUGCUCCAUAUAAUGUGUUUACUGUUAGAAACCUGGAUGCAACACAGCAGUAUACAGCACGAGUUAAAUGUCACAACUAUAUCGGGUAUUCAGAAUGGAGUGAACCGUAUACUUUCUCACCCGCAACAAACUUAAUACCUCCACAAAAUGUUUCAGUCCAUUUUCGUCCAAAUAUAACCUAUGUAACCUGGCGUGUAUCGCCCAAUCCAGUUAAAGGACAAUUAACAGGUUAUAAAUUGGAACUUUAUGAUGUAAGAAGCUCUUCGAAAACUACGCACAAUUUAACACCUGACAAUUUAUCAGCUAUGCUGUAUGGCCUUUCAACAAAUAUGGAAUAUGGUGUUCGCAUAUGUGGCAUGGCAGGGUUGAAAAAAGGACCAUUUUCUAAUCUUCAGACAUUCCAUGUCCCAAUUUUUAUUCCCCCAAGCACCCCGGACGUAUUUCUACUUCAAAUUGGAAUAAAUUCUGCCGUAGUCAACAUAUCCUUACCUUCGCAUGGAAGUCAUGACAUUACAAGUUACACUGCAACACUUACAACCAACAGCCUGCUGAACAUUAAGACUCCUUACACAUCAAGUCGAAACAUCAUUAUGCUUUCAGGUUUGAUGCCAUACACUUCCUACAACUGUAGUGUCACUUGUAUCAGUAAAGCAGGGAAAUCAAAUCCUAGUAAAGCUUUCACUUUUCAAACACUGCCAGAAAUUCCAACAGCAAGUCCGAGCCAUGUAUCCGCUGCAGUUAUAAAUGAUACAGGUGUAAAUAUUACUUGGAACUCAGUUGAUAACAUGGUGGUCAACAAUGCUUCUAUGUAUUACAAAGUUUGUGUCUUAGGCCUCUCUCAGCAUAAGUGUAGUAACACAACACAAAGUUACAUUAUUUUAAGCUCAAUUAAACCUGGAAAAAGUUCAGCUUUUGUGUAUGCCUGUACUGUGUCUGGCUGUGGAGUUUCAAGCAGUAAUUCAUUUAUUAUUACAUCUACAACUCUGACUUCAGCUACAAGUAGUCCCAUAGCAAAUGUCAAAGAUGAUGCAACCAUUAUCAUAAUAGCUGUUGUUGUAUCACUUGCCAUAAUUGUAAUAAUUUUGGCGGCCGCGUUUCGGCAUUUUUAUAGAAAAAGGUUAACAAAACAAAGUGUGACAGCUAAUCCUAAUGUCACUUAUGGACCAGUGGCCACUGGUAAUACCCUGCGUUCAGAGAAUGCUUAUUACACAUCCAUGUCUUCAACUGGAUCUAUUUCUAUUGUACAACAGUUGGAAGAAUUGGUGCAGGAUGUUUUGAUCGAAAACAAACGACUAAAACUUGGUAAAAUAUUAGGGGAGGGUGAAUUUGGAUUUGUGUACAAAGCUACAAUAAGUGCUGAUGCUAAUAGCAACAAUAACAGCAACCAGACUGCAACAGUACAGGGUCAUGUUGCUGUGAAAUCAAUUAAAGUAACUGGGCACACUUAUACAGAAGUGGAGGGAUUCGUAAAAGAAGGUCUUCGCAUGAAAGAUUUGGACCACCCUAAUGUUAUGGCCUUGAUUGGAAUCGCUUUCACAGCGGAAGAUUUAAAUAAACCUGCGUCCCCAUUAGUUGUCUUACCAUACAUGCCAAAUGGUGAUUUACGUUCCUAUCUGUUUUCAAUGCGAACGGCGGGUUUGUCCGAGAAAUUUACGGUUCAAAAGUUGCUUUUAUUCGCAUUGGAUGUAGCAAAAGGAAUGCAGUACCUUUCUAAUAGAAAUUUCAUUCAUCGAGAUUUAGCUGCAAGAAAUUGUAUGCUGGAUGAGAAUUACAAAGUUGUUGUUUCAGAUUUCGGUCUUUCACGGACUGUAUAUUCGGAAAGUUAUUACAGACAAACACACAUCUCAAAAAUGCCAGUUAAAUGGAUGGCUUUGGAAAGCUUGGCUGAUAAUAUAUUUACCCCUUUGUCUGAUGUUUGGUCCUUUGGUGUCACUGUUUGGGAAAUACUUACAAUGGGUCAAAGCCCAUAUCCUGGCGUUGGUAACCACGAGGUAUAUCAACUUUUACGAAACGGAACUCGGCUUAAUAAACCCGAGCACUGCCCUUCCAAAGUUUGGUUCAGCGUCGUUUUCCCGUGCUGGACUGUACAGGUGAAAGAUCGGAUUACUUUUGAUAAACUUGUUGAAGUUUUGAGUGAGAUAACUUGUAAUCCAACUGAGGAUAUUGAAACUCCUAUUGUUCAAUCUGCAUCAUGUUUAUCGGGUAGCGAAUAUGAGGAGCCAGGAGGAGUGGGAGAAAAAAGGCAGGAGGAGGAGCUGGGUUAUAUAACAUGGCUGACGACAAUAUAUCAAUGAAGCCAUUAAUCCACACGAGAGCAACAUCGUGUGGUGAUGAAGUAGUUGACCUGUGAUCACUUUGUACAAAUUUAACGAAACAAAAUGUAAGAUGUUUCUCCUAUGUGGGUGAGGUCCAAUGCCAGUGACACACCAUGGGGCCGAGGAUUCUGGCUAGAAUUGGCCCAUUACCCCAACAUUGUAUAUGCACAUUCUAUAGCAGUGAGGUCCUACAGUGUAGCAAGCAAUGGGUCCUAGGAUUUAGGCCUGGAUUGGCCCAUUACCUAAAAUGUAACCUAUAGUUGAUCAUUAUUCUUUUGCCCUUAUGUUUCCGCAAAUCUAAUUGACCAAUCUAACCAUUUUAAAUAGCAAAAAUUGGUGCCUUUAGUUUUUUAGUGCCUUUUUGUAAUUUUUCAUAUGAAGCUUUUUAUAAACUAAGCAGUAAGUUAGACACCUUUAUACUACACGCAGUGUAUUUAUACUAUUUUCAAUACAUAACAUGUUUUUGUAACUUUAUAUAUUCCGUUAAUACUGUUAUACGUAUAAAUGACAUUAUAUUUUCUAAAUUAAAAUUGCAUUUACUUGUUUUAACAAAAUCUAUUGCACAUUAUUUUGCUAAUAAUAUUCAACGCGUUUCAUAUUGAAAAACAAUUUGAUUUUCACAAUUUCAAUGUAUUAUAUGCAGUAAUAUUGCAACUAAAACUUGUUUCUACUGUUUAAAGUGUUACUGCUGCCUAUGUUUAAGGAUUGUAAAACAAGAUAUUGCUAUGUAAAUAUGCAUGUGGCAGUAAAGUUGCUUUUUGUUUAUUAUUUAAUAUGCAACCUAACAGUUACUUGUUUUAAAAUUGGUGUUGCUAAUGUUUAUUAUUAUCUGCAUUAUGCUUUGAAUGUAAAGUUAAAUAAAUUCAAUCUAACUUACCAGUGUUGUUGCUUGGGGGCAGGAUAAGUUUACAAACAAACAUAUAUUAAUUACAGUAUUGUUUAUACUGUUAUACCCUGUACAAAAGAUAUUGUUUACUAAAAUUAAUAAGAUCACAAGUCCCACUGAAAAGAUAGGCACAUAUUUAUAAAGAUUAAAAUGUUUCAAUUAGGUUAGUUAUCAAAAACAACUGUGACCAAUACACUAUAUGUGUGCAGUUUUACUUGCAAAUGCAUUUCCCUCAAUAACAAAAUUCCCAUUUUAACACAACUACUAAAAAUGAAAUGGUAUAUCUAUAUAAAACUCAGGUAGAGAUAAAAUUCAAGGUGUUUAGAAUGGUUCAAAACGAAAAAAAGAGAACAGUUUUACCAAAAAAAGGCUAAAAACAGUAAAAUCACGAUAUAGUAAAAUUGGAAUUAAAAUGAAAUUUCGUUUGUGUAAACAGAAAACAAAUAUAAAAAUUCUGGCAGCAAUAGUGUAAAAAUAGAAAUAACAGUUAUUUAUUCGGACAUCCUCUCUUAGUGUGGCCAACUUCUUUGCAUAAUCCACAUGUGGGAGGUCGUUUUCGCUUUGCGGCUCGUGGCUGGUUGUGAGAAGUACUGGGGGUUGGAGCUGUAUCU